UCUACAGCUAUUCACAGCGCACUACUCUUCUGCUCCCUCUAUCAUCUGGGCUUCCCAAGUGCCAUCUGUAGACAUGGCUACUCCUUUACAUCAGCUUUUCGCGCAAUCGGUACAAGCUCAGCGGAACGACGGGUCCUCGAAGGAAGCUCUGUUGGAUGGGCAGGAUGGGUUGGCAGCUCGAUGGUCUCGUGCAACAGCCGAAACUGCUGAGGAGCUACGUAGGGAAGAUGAAGAAGCAGCUCAGGCAGAAUACGACUUCCAGCAACAAGCUCAGUUAUGGGACUUGAUCGCCAAAAUCACCUUAAUCCGUGAGGUGCAGCAGCCGAUGGGUGUCAAGCCGGAAGAGCUGCUCGAGCAGAACAAGUACCUCUCGCCAAAGAGUCUCGUCAAUGCCAUCUUCCAUUCCGACCGGACACUUCAGGAAUGGACCCUCAUCAAGAGUAACCUGGAGACAUUCGCCGAACCGUCUGAGCCCACUGCUUCGUCUUCAAAACGUGCCAAAUCCAGCUACCGCCACGAGACCCUGCAAGAAGCAAGGAGACUAAAGAACCUGCGCAUGGUAGACGGAUCGGAUGCGGCAACAAGUCUUGAUCUAGAUGCGAACGUGCGGACAAGAGGUGUGAGGGGGGCUGGAAACCUGGCAGGGAAGGACAAGGCCCUGGACCAGAAGACAGUAGACAAAGUGUACCAAUACAUACGCGCAGGCAAGCUCGAGGAAGCAGAGUCAUACUGCCACGAGCACGACGAGAGCUGGAGAGUAGCCAGUAUCAAUGGGGGAAAAGCUUGGGGGAUCGAUGUGGUUGUCGGGGAUGUCGACAUGGAAGGCGACGGAACAGAGGCGGUCGUCACUGGGAAUAUGCGGCGAGAUCUGUGGAAGAAGACCUGCAAGGCAAUAGCUACGAACUCCUCAUUAUCGAAGCAGGAGCGAGCACUGUACGCUUGUCUCACCGGCGACCUAGAUAACACCCUACCUGCCUGUCAUACAUGGGAAGACCACCUAUGGGCACACCUCAAUUCCAAGCUGAUCAUCCGCUUGGACGCCAAGCUUGGACAAUUGAGCGGAUACUGGCAAGAUCGUUAUGGCGACAGCUCGAUAGUGCCGACAGGCGCUACGGGCGGAGACCCGAUGAGGCAAUUAGCGGAAGUCUUCGAUCAAAUCGAGCGUUAUCAGGGAGAUAGUGUUGCGGAUCAAGCGAACGAAUGGUACAACCGGAUCAAGAAGGCCAUCGUCUUGGGACAGGGAGAAACUGUGAUCAAUGAGUUCGUUGAAGACUCCGAGGCCAUUCGCGAGGAGGAUGAGAUUGCUUGGACGACGCUCAACUUUUUCAUGACCCACUUUGCGCUCUAUCGACGAUCGCUCGGACUUCCGGUAGACGAAGAUAGUAUCCGUACACUACUCGAAUCCUACAUCGACCAGUUGGGAGGACUGCACAAAGCCGAUCAGCUCGUCGCCAUCUACUCUGCUGAACUCGAAUCCGGAGACCGAGAAAGGGCCUAUGCCAAGUACCUUGAGCUCGCUUCAGCAACGGAGGACCUCUCGUUCGAAGGCAAGCAACAAGCCCUUCAACAGGCUCAGGAGCAAGAUCUUGACGCGAGGAAGAUUGCAAAUAUCGUCUCGAGCAGAGUGGGGGACAUCGUCGACUUCACGAUAAAGGAAAUGCUCAUCCGGUACCACGCAUAUCCCAAGGUCCAGCAUGGGGACGCCAGCCGGCGCACAAAGGGUAUCAACCAAUCGGUAGAAUGGCUAUUGUGUCUGGAUGCAACCUUUAUCGACGCUGUGAGACUGGUUAACAAAUACAUUCGGUACUACCUGAUAUCUGACAAUGCCGAACUUGCGAGCCGUCUGCGAUCGACGUUGCCGGACGAUUUCGUAGGAUCCUUCGAGGAACUUUAUAGGUCACACGAUCUCGAUCAAGUCGAUUUUGAUCAUCUGGAAGAGAUGAAGAUGAAUUUCGAGCUGUUGACCGUGAUGGAAGAGCUCGCAAGGGUCGAAGGAGUCUGGUCGGCUGGCGUCGAGGAGAUGUCAGGAUUGAUGCUGUCUCAGCAGUUGGCUUGGGCAAAUGAGCAUUCGUCUGAAAUAGAUCUUGUCCAUCGAGCCGUACUCAAGCUCGUGACUAUCGCGGACGAUAGCGAUGCGACAAAUUGGAUCGAAUAUCUUCCCGAGGGCGAUGAGGGUGAUGACCGACACAAGUUGCGGUCAAUGGGGUACGAGCGGCUCAAGAAGAUGCACAUCGGAGACGUCUUGCUACGGUUGCACGAUCUGCUGGUUCUCGCUUCCGAUCACCUCCCCAAAAACUUGCAACGUGCGAUCGACCUGAGUGCCAUCGUCGCCGACCCCGAGACCGAAUUGCAAGACAUCCUGAUCCAGCCCGAUUACGACCCGCUCGAGUCGGAAGCUGGUGCCCCGCAAGCCAUGUGGAUGGACGAUUUCCUGGAGAGGAUGCGAGUCGCUGUGAUGGAGAGCUAUCGCCGAGGAAGUCUCACUGGAUUCCAGGUGCCAGGUGUAACGUUGUAACGUCUUGAAGCAUGUACACGAGUACGGUAUACAACAGUAAUCGAUCCAUUGUUGCUAGCGG
This is a messenger RNA of Filobasidium floriforme, 2576 nucleotides long. RefSeq names its product nuclear pore protein 84/107. The record is from RefSeq and is a predicted model, not a curated record. Bases 74 to 2515 code for a protein of 813 amino acids. The transcript has 17 exons. Gene Ontology annotation, biological process: protein import into nucleus; regulation of DNA-templated transcription; mRNA export from nucleus. Gene Ontology annotation, cellular component: nuclear pore outer ring; nuclear pore. Gene Ontology annotation, molecular function: structural constituent of nuclear pore. NCBI's taxonomy places the organism in Eukaryota, Fungi, Basidiomycota, Tremellomycetes, Filobasidiales, Filobasidiaceae.